Messenger RNA from Arachis ipaensis, 666 nucleotides. RefSeq lists its product as uncharacterized. NCBI's taxonomy places the organism in Eukaryota, Viridiplantae, Streptophyta, Magnoliopsida, Fabales, Fabaceae. Gene Ontology annotation, molecular function: catalytic activity. The record is from RefSeq and is a predicted model, not a curated record.
AUGAGAAAUUGCUAUAAAGGUGAGCGACGGUUAUGUGUUGAAGGGAUACUAUUGGAGAAUCCUAUUAACUAUGAUUUUUUCUUGGUUUAUGGUGCUCAUAGUAGAGAUGAAAAACUUGUUGUGUGGGAGGAGUUGAGUUACAUGGCUAGUUUGUGUCCAGGUGCCUGUUGUUUUUUGGGGGACUUCAAUGAGAUCGUACAGGUGGAAGAAAGGCGAGGAUCAGAUAGUUUACCUUUGUCGACACAAGAUUUUAAGAAUUGGAUAAAUGACAUGGGUUUGGUGGACUUGCCGAUUACUGACCGUAAGUUUACAUGGUUCAGAGGACAAUCCUGUAGCCGUAUUGAUAGAGCUUUGGUUAGCUUGGAAUGGAUUGAGGCAUUUCCAGAAACUCGCUUGAGAGGUGGUCCACGGAGUUUAUCAGAUCACUGUCCUAUUAUAGUGGAACAUAAGAGGCUAAGGGACGGACCGAGGCCGUUCCGAAGAAGAUGGCAUAGAGACAACUUUGGUGAUAUGGACAAGAAAAUUAUGAAGUUUGAGGAAGAGAUUAAGAAGAUUGAUGACAUGGUCAGUAAUGGGAGUUAUGAUGGAACAUUGGAAGCAAGAAGGAAGGCUCUAGUUACUUGUUGUGAGAAAUGGUAUGUGAGGAAAGAACUACAUUGGAAGUAG